Molecule: messenger RNA, 288 nt
Organism: Arabis nemorensis
Lineage: Eukaryota; Viridiplantae; Streptophyta; Magnoliopsida; Brassicales; Brassicaceae
Source: the annotation of a GenBank genome assembly
AUGGCAAUGGCUCAAGAGCAUAGGAAUACAAGGUUCGUUCAACAGGCUUUUGAAAUGGUCGAUAAGGUUAAUGGUAAGUCCCCGAAAAUAAGCCCUAAACCAUUUGUUCCUAGAGACCAGUUCCCUUCUCGUUUUAACCAAAGUUCCACGGAACAUAUUCCAUUUGUUGGUGAUGCCCGUCCAUCUAUUGGCCAUGCCAACUGGUUUGAGAAGCCGAAAGGACGGGUUAUCAGCUGCGACGAGGCGGUCAAACUCUGUGGAGGGAUGCUUAUAAAGGAAUUUUGGUAA